This is a messenger RNA of Fusarium falciforme, 825 nucleotides long. RefSeq lists its product as hypothetical. The record is from RefSeq and is a predicted model, not a curated record. Bases 1 to 825 code for a protein of 274 amino acids. NCBI's taxonomy places the organism in Eukaryota, Fungi, Ascomycota, Sordariomycetes, Hypocreales, Nectriaceae. The transcript is spliced from 3 exons.
AUGGCAUUCACACCUACCCAUCCUUACAACACCUGGCGUGCAUCGACCGGCGUUGCCGAAUUCCAGGCCACCAUGGCCGACGCAUGUCGCAACUACUACGAGGCUACGACCAGGCCCUACAACAAAACGAGAGGCAGGCGUGUUCGGGACCUCUUUCAGCAGUCCUAUGGCUAUGAUGUCGAGCUUUUGGUCAUCCAAAUGCAGGAUCCAAACCCAGAUGCCACGAUUUCAUUCAACCUCGGUCGAUUGCUCAGUGGGCUCAAAGAAGGUGACUUGGCCAUUUUCUAUUACAUAGGCAACGGCGACCAAGGGGGCUUCCAAGAAGUGCGAGCCCAAAUCAUCGACCCAUCUCCUGCUGACGUCCUCAUUCUUUUGGACUGCUGUGUUGCUCCUGGGAUAGGCAUUGGAUACCGCAAGGAACUGAUUGCAGCAUCAGCCUUUGACAGGACAACUGAAUACAGCCCGUCUGGAUUUACCGAUGCUCUCGUCCAGCAACUUCAGCAUGCCAUUGACAAUCGACACAUCUUGUCCACGGCUCAACUCUACAACCGCCUGGCCACUCGGCACUUAGCGACUCAGUACUUGGCCAUUCAGGGCCGAAUACCCCAGCUCAAUGCCAUGCCCUACUUCCUCCAGAACUCGGGGGAGAAUCGGGCACCCAUCAUGCUGACUCCCAACAUGGCUCAUGAGAGUUGGACUCCAGGGUCGAUCUUGGCAAUCUUUAACAGUGCAGUCAUCGUUAUCCUUCACGUCCAUCUUCGAGAUGCUCACGCUGCAACUUUGGACCAGGAUCAAGAUCAAGUCUAUGUUCCCAUCUUUACCUAA